AUGAUCCUGCUGCUUGGCACAUUCAUCUUGGCAGGUUCAGAAGCAGAUGUGUGGUGGACAGGUCUAGGAGCAUCGCAGAAAGCUACAUGGGCGCAAGCCAAAACAGAAUUCUUAAUGAAAUGGCCAGCAAUAGUCAUUGCAGGAAAGACACAGAGGGAGUAUCAGAAGGACUUACUAGAGCUGCAAUUCAAAGAGGAAGAGGUUGGGGAAUGGGUCACAGUAGCAGGGAUCACAACAUGGGCACACAUCCAAUUCCACAACAAGUUAAAGACACUUGUGAAGGAUGCAGGAGUAGAAAAUGUACCCAUUCUAAUCUAA
Molecule: messenger RNA, 318 nt
Organism: Suillus subaureus
Lineage: Eukaryota; Fungi; Basidiomycota; Agaricomycetes; Boletales; Suillaceae
Exons: 1
Coding region: 1-318 (105 amino acids)
Source: RefSeq, a predicted model, not a curated record